This is a messenger RNA of Manihot esculenta (cassava), 2104 nucleotides long. Its product is annotated as pre-mRNA-splicing factor CWC25 homolog. The record is from RefSeq and is a predicted model, not a curated record. The transcript has 7 exons. Lineage: Eukaryota; Viridiplantae; Streptophyta; Magnoliopsida; Malpighiales; Euphorbiaceae. Gene Ontology annotation, biological process: mRNA splicing, via spliceosome. The coding region runs from base 488 to 1810 and encodes 440 amino acids. Gene Ontology annotation, cellular component: U2-type spliceosomal complex.
AAACUCCAAAUUUAAUCCUGAGUUCUAUUUCAGCCUGACGUUCUCUUUCCUCUUCCCAAGUCCUCCCUUAUUCUCAAAGAAAAAUUGCAACCUCUUUCCCCUCUCGUCCGCCCUCUGCCGAUCUCUGAAAUUUUGGCUUCAUUAUUCGAGAUUUCUUCGCUACAGAGACGGCUAAACAACGAUAGCUGAAGAAUUUUGUAAUAGGCGGAGAAGGGUUUUGCCUUGGAACCAGGAAUUAGUUGGCUGCCACCACAAGUUUGAAGCCUCACAACAAAAAGUUAGGGGCACUAAGGCUCACUGCUCAUAUUACUCAAGGAGGAACUAACUGACAUUCAAGAAUUAGUUGGCUGCGACCACAAGUUUGAAGCCUCACAUCAAAAAGUUAGGGGCACUAAGGCUCACUGCUCAUAUUACUCAAGGAGGAACUAACUGACAUUCAAAGAAGCAAUACUUGAGAGCACGUGAGAGUGUGCAAGAGGGGUGCUAAAUGGCGUUGAAGUUUCUGAACAAGAAGGGAUGGCACACUGGGAGUCUGAGGAACAUAGAGAAUGUGUGGAAGGCUGAGCAGAAGCAUGAGGCUGAGCAGAAGAAAUUGGAAGAGCUUCGCAAGCAGAUUCAGGAUGAACGAGAACGCUCCGAGUUUCGCCUUCUCCAGGAACAAGCUGGUCUCGUACCGAGGCAGGAGAGAUUGGAUUUUCUUUAUGAUUCCGGACUGGCCGUUGGGAAGGGCAGUAGCAGUUCUGCUGGAGGAUCGGGAGUAGCAUUCAAGGCGCUUGAAGAAGCUGUUCCCAACAAUAGCAAGGCCAUUGAUUCAUCAUCUUCUACUGCCAAGCAGUCCUCUGCUCCAGGAGCCUUAUUUGAGGACAAGCCUCACUCUGCCAAUGACACUUGGAGGAAACUUCAUUCUGAUCCCUUGCUUUUGAUUCGCCAGCGGGAGCAAGAAGCCCUUGCCCGUAUCAAGAACAACCCUGUAAAAAUGGCCCUCAUUCGCAAAUCGGUUGAAGCAAACAAAGGGGAGAAAGCUCUCCAUAAAAAGGAACGUGGAAAGAAGCAUAGUCAUAAGCAUUUAUCGUCCAAAGAACAAUCAGAUUCAGAAGAUGCUCAUGGUGAAACUGAAAAGAGGAGAAAGACUGGCAAGCAUAAGCACUCUAAACAUGAUGACCAUUAUUAUAAAGGACAAGUGGUCUUGGAUGACAAAUUUAGUGAAAGAGAAAGUCAAAGAAGAAAGAACAGCUACAAGGCUUCCAACUCCAGAAAGCAGUCUCCCAGUAGCUUCUCAAGCUCAAAAAUUGCACAAAGUGAUGGUCAAGAUGCUGUGAACAAGAGUCGUGACAAGUUGAGUGGUGAGCAUCAUUCCUUGAAGGGCCAGACAGAACCUGAUUUUGAUAGAAAGGAAAGGGAAAAGAGAAGUUUUACGUAUAGAAAUGAAAGGGAAAAGAGAAGUUUUAAUGAACCAAGAUCUCAUGAUUCAUCCAUGUCAAUCCGCCAUGAUUCACGCCAUAAGCGCCACAAUGUUGCUUCUAAACUUUCAGAAGAGGAACGAGCUGCCAAGUUGCGGGAGAUGCAAAUGGAUGCUGAGUUGCAUGAGGAGCAAAGAUGGAAGCGCUUGAGGAAGGCUGAGGAGGAUGACGUAUGGGAAGCUACCCAUGCUAGCAUGUCUAGUGGCAAGAACUUCCUGGAUGCAGCUCAGAGAAGUGUGUAUGGCACUGAAAAGGGGGGAAGUUCCACCAUAGAGGAGAGUGUCCGUCGUCGAAAAUAUUAUUCACAAGGAAGGUCUGAAGAGGGUGAUGGCAAUUCUUUUCGGCGAUAGUGCUCUUGUAUCUUAUUAAUGUGUUUCCUGUUAUAAAUUUCCAGUGAUUAUCCAGUAAACACAUUCUAUACAGUGAUUUGGUACCUGGAAAGAUACCACAAGCCCAUUUUAUUUCGCUCUUUUUGGACCGGACGUUAUUAACUCUCUUUUCUUUUAAUUGGUGUUUGACCUGACAAAAGGCUUUUCACAACAUUUAGUAGGUUGAAGUUCCGAUACCCUCAGGGUGAGUAUUUUAGAAAUUCAACUGAUUAUGCUGUAGUUUAUUAUUAGUAGUAUGAUUAUUAUUAUUGUUAA